Molecule: messenger RNA, 691 nt
Organism: Acanthocheilonema viteae
Lineage: Eukaryota; Metazoa; Nematoda; Chromadorea; Rhabditida; Onchocercidae
Source: the annotation of a GenBank genome assembly
AUGGUCAAAUCAGAAAGUGUCACGCCAUCAACCAUAGUAACGCAAGAGGAAUCCGUAGAAUCAAAACCAUUAGCUCCGCCUGUUGAAACAUCACUUCCACCGCCAUCGCCGUCAAUACCAGCUGAACCGCCACCGUCCGCAUCGCCAACUCCUGAACCACCCGAACCGCCACCACCACCACCGUCCGCAUCGCCAACUCCUGAACCACCCGAACCGCCACCACCACCACCGUCUGCAUCGCCAGUUCCCGAACCACCCGAACCGCCACCACCACUACCGUCUGCAUCGUCAGUUCCCGAACCACCCGAACCGCCACUACCGCCACCGUCCGCAUUACCAGCACCCGAGCCACCAUUACCAUUUUCAUCACCAUCUACCCCUGCUGAAUCUUCCUCAGGUGUUUUGUCACUACCAUCAUCUACUCCGGGAUCUGCGAGCCCUGGACUACCAGAAACAUCGGCCCCAUCGUCUCAACCAGAAACCAUAACACCGACAAGUGACACUGCAAAAGUUCUGACUACGUCGCCAACUGAUGCACAUACUGCAAUGGAAUUAUUGUUACCUAAGCCAGUUGUAUCAACGAGCAGUUCACAGAGCGGAGCGAUGACAACGGGUGGGACAAUUCCAACAGAUUCCAGCACUCCAUCUACAGAUUCCAAAGCUAAAGAUAAACCCAAGAAAAAGAAGAGAA